This is a messenger RNA of Phanerochaete carnosa HHB-10118-sp, 2437 nucleotides long. RefSeq lists its product as uncharacterized. The coding region runs from base 660 to 2255 and encodes 531 amino acids. Gene Ontology annotation, molecular function: monooxygenase activity; oxidoreductase activity, acting on paired donors, with incorporation or reduction of molecular oxygen; iron ion binding. The transcript has 12 exons. The record is from RefSeq and is a predicted model, not a curated record. Lineage: Eukaryota; Fungi; Basidiomycota; Agaricomycetes; Polyporales; Phanerochaetaceae.
UCGCCUACAUGACUCAGAUCAAGCGAAUCCGAACCGAACUCGCCUUCCGAAGUCGUGACUCGCCGAGCGUCUGCCUUACGAUGCGCCUUCGUACACUUUCUACUGGUGAGUUUUCGUGAGCUUUCGCGCGAGAGCGUGCACGUACAGAUGUACACGACUGCUCACGCCGAACUUUGGCCGCUCGGCGUAGCGUUCGUACGCGUUUGUACGUGUACGCGCUCGUUCGUUUUCAGGCGCGUUUGUGUCCCUUGCCUACCGAAUCGUGCGUAUUUAUCGCACUUAUAUCGAACUCUUCUGGUUUUAUCCGACAACAAUCUUCAUACGAUCAAAGGCAACACUUGCACUAUCCGUUUUCGGCAUGUUUCCGCCGGACCCACAAGCGCCUGCAUUGCCUGAGUUGCUCCGCGCUGCUUCGGCGACGACGACGUAGCGAGUCACUGCGCUUCCGAGCGACAUAGUAUCUUCUCAUCAUUGAUCACUCUGGUCUCUACCGAGUCAACAUCCGGUGGUACCGACAGAUUGAAACCGCCUCGCGUGCUUGUACAGCAAACUGUCUUCUCCUCGUGCCACCGGACGUACGUUGACGCCUACUACAUGUUUAAAUACUGACCGCACGUCGUUCAAAUGAACUCAUUCGACUUAUCACAACCACAACCACCAUGGGUAGCCUAACAUCUACGACUUGCACCGCGCUCUGCGUUGGAUGCCUCACCUACAUUCUAUUGAGAGCUUACCGCAUGUUCGCGGGCACUACAGCUGCUCGAGGACUCGCAAAACUCCCUGGACCUCGCGGCUGGCCGCUCGUUGGCUACUUGCGUCCCAUCGAGAAGCCCGUGUGUGUCACGUACAGACAGUGGAGCGACGACUAUAAUUCCGACAUACUAGGCAUGAAUAUGCUUGGGACUAACAUCGUCAUAGCAAACACUCUCAAAGUCGCAACCGAACUCUUGGAGACUCGGUCCGCCAUCUACUCUGACAGGCCGAACGCAGGUCUUACUAUGCUGAGAGAGCUUGUUGGAUUCGACUGGAAUCUGGGACUGGCACGAUAUGAUUCGUACUGGCGCGACCUAAGGAAGGGGGCGUCUCAAGGAUUUCACCCUCAGGCUAUCGUGCGCUAUCGGCCGACAGAGAUCAAAGCGACACUCAAGCUCCUCCGCAACCUCAUUGAAAUGCCGGAAGACUUCCGAAGGUGCAUCAAAUACUUUGCAGGGCAGCAAAUCUUACCCAACACGUACGGUCUGGAGAUCCAGGACAGCAACGACCCGUACAUUGCAGCGGCCGAGCGGGCGGUACACAUCGCUGUUGCAUGUGUGGUGCCGGGCACGUUCCUGGUAGAUCUCAUUCCCAUGCUGAAAUAUGUUCCAGAAUGGUUCCCUGGUGCUGGAUUCAAGAGACAAGGUCGAGAAUGGCGGAAAGAUGUGGACGUUGCGUUUAAUGCGGCGUUUGAUGCAAUGAAGGCCCGGGAUGAUAUUCCGUCAGACUGCAUGGCAAGGCCGCUCCUAGAGAAGAUGCUCGGCCAUGAGGACCCUGCGUAUGCGGAGAACGUCGUGAAAGCGACACUGGGCUCGAUGUAUAUAGGUGGAGCAGACACGACCACAUCCACCCUAGAGACGUUCUUCCUCGCUAUGACAUUGCACCCUGAGGUUCUGCAAGAGGCACAGCACUCUGUGGACCGGGUGUGCGAGGGACGACUGCCCGACUUCUCGGACUACGACGCGCUGCCGUGGAUACAUGCUAUCGUGAGGGAAUGCCUACGCUGGCGACCUGUCGGCCCUAUGAACUUGGCGCACACGUCGACCAAGGACGACAUCUAUGAGGGCUAUUAUAUCCCAAAAGGCUCGCUUGUCCUCGCGAAUGUUUGGGCAAUCUUGCACGACCCUGAGGCAUACGCCGAUCCAGAAGCCUUCAACCCGCGACGAUUCCUCCGACCACGCUCGGGCGCAGACGCAGCGGAUGCAGAGGACGUCGAGCUGGACUCGACGGUACGCCACCCGAUGGUGGCAGCUUUCGGCUUCGGGCGUCGUAUCUGUCCUGGGCGUCACAUGGCGUAUGAGUCGCUCUGGAUCGCGGUCUCCAGCGUUGUUGCUGCAUUCGACAUAACCAAGGCCAUCGACGCAAAUGGUGCGGUCAUUGAACCGAGCGGGGAGUACACGGAUGGGUUCUUAUCUGCGCCGAUGCCGUUCAGGUGUUGUAUCCGUCCGCGAUCGCCCGCGCACGCGGCGAUGGUGCAAGCUGCGCUAGAGCAGGAAGGGUAAAGCAGCUAGCUGUAGACAGCAGUGUUCCGUCGGUCCUCCCUGAUGGUGGUUCGACUACGGCUCAAAUAUGACAGCUGCACUUGCUACGAUGGCCAUACAUAUAUUAUUGAGACAUGCGUCUUUCAGCAGCAGCGCACAAAGCAAGCCAUAAUAUACCUGAUAAAGAGCACAGGAUGUCCUCC